GGAGGUGGAGGAGGAGGAGGAGGAAGAUCAGGAGGAGGAGGAAGAAGAGGAAAAAAGAGAAAAAGAAGAAAUAUCACAGAAAAAAAAAAAAACUCUUCGUUGUCUUGCCUGGGCUUUUUUCCCCCCCCUAAAAAUAACAUAUUGGAGAAUUGGGAGAAGUCUUUUUGGUUUGGAAAAAAAAAAAAAAAAAAAGGAAUCUUCAGCCUAGAUCACUUUCUUAUCCGGACUGGGAUAUUAAAUAUACGACACAUCCAGGAGUUUAUUGGAGCGCAGACUGAUGGCGCAAAGGUACGAUGAGCUGCCCCAUUACGGCGGGAUGGACGGAGUAGGGGUGCCUGCUUCCAUGUACGGAGACCCUCACGCGCCGCGGCCGAUCCCACCGGUUCACCACCUGAACCACGGGCCGCCGCUCCACGCCACGCAGCACUACGGCGCGCACGCCCCGCACCCCAAUGUCAUGCCGGCCAGCAUGGGAUCCGCUGUCAACGACGCCUUGAAGCGGGACAAGGACGCGAUCUAUGGGCACCCGUUGUUUCCUCUGUUAGCUCUGGUCUUUGAGAAGUGCGAGCUGGCGACCUGCACUCCCCGGGAACCCGGAGUGGCCGGCGGAGACGUCUGCUCCUCCGACUCCUUCAACGAGGACAUCGCGGUCUUCGCCAAGCAGGUUCGUGCAGAAAAGCCACUUUUUUCCUCAAACCCAGAGCUGGACAAUUUGAUGAUCCAAGCAAUACAAGUACUAAGGUUUCAUCUCUUGGAGUUAGAAAAGGUCCACGAACUGUGUGAUAACUUCUGCCAUCGGUACAUUAGCUGUUUGAAGGGGAAAAUGCCCAUCGACCUUGUCAUUGAUGAAAGGGACGGCAGCUCCAAGUCAGAUCACGAAGAACUUUCAGGCUCCUCUACAAAUCUCGCUGACCAUAAUCCUGCAUCUUGGCGAGAUCACGACGAUGCAACGUCCACCCACUCAGCAGGCACCCCGGGGCCCUCCAGUGGGGGCCACGCUUCCCAGAGUGGAGACAACAGCAGUGAGCAAGGGGAUGGUUUAGACAACAGUGUAGCCUCACCUGGCACAGGUGACGAUGAUGAUCCAGACAAGGACAAAAAACGUCAGAAGAAAAGAGGCAUUUUCCCCAAAGUAGCAACAAAUAUCAUGAGAGCAUGGCUGUUCCAGCAUCUCACACAUCCGUACCCUUCCGAAGAGCAGAAGAAACAGUUAGCGCAAGACACAGGACUUACAAUUCUCCAAGUAAACAACUGGUUUAUUAAUGCCAGAAGAAGAAUAGUACAGCCCAUGAUUGACCAGUCAAAUCGAGCAGGUUUUCUUCUUGAUCCUUCAGUGAGCCAAGGAGCAGCAUAUAGUCCAGAGGGUCAGCCCAUGGGGAGCUUUGUGUUGGAUGGUCAGCAACACAUGGGAAUCCGGCCUGCAGGUUUGCAGAGCAUGCCAGGGGACUACGUUUCUCAGGGUGGUCCUAUGGGAAUGAGUAUGGCCCAGCCAAGUUACACUCCUCCCCAGAUGACCCCACACCCUACUCAAUUAAGACAUGGAGCCCCAAUGCAUUCAUAUUUGCCAAGCCAUCCCCACCACCCAGCCAUGAUGAUGCACGGAGGACCCCCUGCCCACCCUGGAAUGACAAUGUCAGCACAGAGUCCCACAAUGUUAAAUUCUGUAGAUCCCAAUGUUGGCGGACAGGUUAUGGACAUUCAUGCCCAAUAGUAUAAGGGAACUCAAGGGAAAAGGAAACACACGCAAAAACUAUUUUAAGACUUUCUGAACUUUGACCAGAUGUUGACACUUAAUAUGAAAUUCCAGACAGCUGUGAUUAUUUUUUACUUUUGUCAUUUUUCAUCAAGCGACAGAGGACCAACGAGACAAGAACACAAAUGUGAAAUCAUGGGCUCACUGAGACAAUUCUGUCCAUGUAAAGAUCCUCUGGAAAAAGACUCCGAGAGUUAUAACUACUGUAGUAUAAACAUAGGAACUAAGUUAAACUUGUACAUUUCUGUUGAUCACUCCGUUAUGUUGCCUCAAAUAGUUUUAGAAGAGAAAAAAAAAAAUAUAUCCUUGUUUUCCACACUAUGUGUGUUGUUCCCAAAAGAAUGACUGUUUUGGUUCAUCAGUGAAUUCACUAUCCAGGAGAGACUGUGGUAUAUUUUAAACCUGUUGGGCCAAUGAGAGAAGAACCACGCUGGAGACCAUGGUGAACGUCUGGCUGAACCUCAUCCCUUGGACUCCAGCUUCAAGAAUGUGUUUUCAUGCCCGGCCUUUGUUCCUCCAUAAACGUGUCCUUUAGUUUCCAACAGAUCUUUAUAGUUUGUGCUUCAUAAGCCAACUCUUCUUCUUAUUUUGGGGGACUCUUUUUCAAAGAGCUUGCCAAUGAAGAUUUAAAGACUGAGCAGGAGCUUCUUCCAGGAGUUCUGAGCCUUGGCUGUGGACAAAACAAUCUCACGUUGGGCAGCUUUUCCUCAACACAAGAAAGUUAUUAAUGGUCAGAGCACCACCACUAGGACUUUAUCAGAAACUCAAAGCUUGGGGGAUAAAAAGGAGCAAGAGAAUACUGUAACAAACUUCGUACAGAGUUCGGUCUAUUAAUUGUUUCAUGUUAGAUAUUCUAUGUGUUUACCUCAAUUGAAAAAAAAAAAAGAAUGUUUUUGCUAGUAUCAGAUCUGCUGUGGAAUUGGUAUUGUAUGUCCAUGAAUUCUUUUCUCAGCACGUGUUCCUCACUAGAAGAAAAUGCUGUUACCUUUAAGCUUUGUCAAAUUUACAUUAAAAUACUUGUAUGAGGACUGUGACGUUAUGUUAAAAAAAAAAAAGGUGUUAAGUCACAAAAUGCGGUAAUAAAUAUUUCAUUUUUGA
This is a messenger RNA of Neofelis nebulosa (Clouded leopard), 2851 nucleotides long. RefSeq names its product Meis homeobox 2 (gene MEIS2). NCBI's taxonomy places the organism in Eukaryota, Metazoa, Chordata, Mammalia, Carnivora, Felidae. The transcript is spliced from 12 exons. The record is from RefSeq and is a predicted model, not a curated record. Gene Ontology annotation, molecular function: DNA-binding transcription activator activity, RNA polymerase II-specific; RNA polymerase II cis-regulatory region sequence-specific DNA binding. Gene Ontology annotation, biological process: eye development; embryonic pattern specification; animal organ morphogenesis. Bases 278 to 1711 code for a protein of 477 amino acids.